Cinara cedri is the source of this 2514-nucleotide messenger RNA. NCBI's taxonomy places the organism in Eukaryota, Metazoa, Arthropoda, Insecta, Hemiptera, Aphididae. The record is from the annotation of a GenBank genome assembly.
UUUAUGGUUUAUUGGUUUUUGAACUAAAAUAUACUUAGUCCGUGUUUUCGGGUCAUAGAAAUUAGAAAAUCUGAAAAAUAAAUAUUAAAUAAUAUUAAACUUUCAUUUUUUAAAUUCUCUUUUACAUAUCAUGGUUUAAUUCGGCUAGUUAAACAAGUAAGUUAAUAUUUUAAAUGUUAUUUUAGAUCAGUGUAGUUAAAAAUAUAUCUAUGUAGUUCUUUCUUGAAUUAUUUUUCAUUAUAUUAAGUGCUGUAUAUCAAUAAAAUUUUGUUUAUUGCACUAAUAAGAAAUGGAUACAAUUUUUAUGCAGUAGACAUUUAUGUAGUUAUGUUAGUUGAUUGACAAAUUAAUUUAAAAAAAAAAAUGAUUUAAUAAGAAUUCCAUACUAUUCUCCAUAAAAACAUAAUUAACAUGUUAUGUAAAAAUCCUCUCUUCAAUAAGUAAUGAAAUAUGAAAUUUUAUUUACAAUUUUUCCUAUAAAUACUCAUUUUUUACAAUUAUGAGUUUUUACUGGGUAUGUAAGUAAUUUGUACACUUUGUUGAAAUAAUUUAUUAUUUUAUUAUUUACCAUAUAAUAAAACAUUUUAUGUGAUACUUUAUAUAUUUAUUUAGGUUACUUUGAUAUUUUAAAUGUGUGGUUGGUUACAUUCUCCUUAAAACAUAAUUCAGAAUGACUUCAGCUUCUAGCACCAGUGCUAGAUCUCUUUUUGGUGAUUCCAAAAACUUAUUAAGUGAACGAGUGAAGUUGAAUAUUAAUAAUAUGUCAUCGGUUAUUAAACAAAUACAUAAAAGUUCCAAAAGUCAUGAAAUGUUAAAUCAAACAGCUAAAAACCUUUUAUUACUAGAAUCCAAUAUUGAUCGUACUGAACACAACCUGAAUCAAUUAAGAAAUGUAUCUACUAAUUUCAUUCAACAAUAUAAUGAAUUAAAAAUAUCCAUACUUUUAAUUGAAGAAGUAAAGGAACAUGUCCAAACUAUGCAAAGAUAGUAAGUUAUUUAAGAUGUUUAUUGUAUAAUAUUUAUAUAUUUUAAUUGAAUGAUUAACUGGUAUGUUGUAGGUAUAACCCUUAGAUUAUAUACUAUGGAUGACUACAUCCAUCCAAUUUUUGAAUCUAUGAACUCAUAUGCUCUGAUUGAUUUUGUGUUUGUGUAUUAUGAAUUAUCCUCGUGAAGAUGACUGUGCGUGUGCAGUGUAGCUAUGGCUACCUAUAACUAUUGUAUAUAAUCUAAGGUACAAUCUUAGUUCAUGUAUCAGCUAAGAGUACAUUAAAGGUUAUCAGGAAAAUUAGCACAUCUAAAAUAAAUAUUGUCUCAUUGUUCUUCAUAAUAUUUCUAGUUUCUUUAAUGGUUUUAACUAUGAUUGACUUCUAACUCAAACUAUAAAUAAAUAUUUUGCUAAUGUGUUCAUGUCAGUGUAUUGAUGUACACAAAUCAUAUUAAGUUAGUAACAUUAUUGUGUAGUAUUUUGUUUUUGUACUAUUUACUAUUCAAUUUUUUUUUUUUUUAAUAGUAUUAAAUGAUAUAAGUAUUUUAAAUAACCAUUAACCCUUCAAUUACAAUAAUAUGAUUACAUGCACACAGUUAUUUUGAUAUAAUUAUAAAUAUAAGUACAUAUAAUUCAUUCAAUUUUCUUCAAUAAUCUACAUUAUGAUUAAGUAGAUCAAUUUAAUCACACAAAACAUAAAAUAUGUAUGUACUAUAUUAUACAGAACAAUAUAUUGUAUACCUUAGAAAUAAAAUUGGAAUUUGUAACUAAAAAGCCAGAUCCUAAAAAAAAACCAAAUUCUAAUCAUUACAUCAAGAUCUUCCUUAAAACUUUGAUGAAAUAUAAUAUAAAUUUCAAAAUUAAUUAAUUGCUCAUAUUUGUUUGUGUUUUUAGGACAAUGAGAAGAUACAAUCCCUAGCCUUCCUGCAUAUACUACUCUCGACAUACUAUUUUUCCAAAUAUGAUAAAAUAAGUAUUAAUACACAGCACUUAAGUAACAAUUUACAAAAAAAAAAAACUUUCUGUCCGUACCGAUAACUGUGUGUGAUUAGCUGAUAAAUGUGUACAAUGUAUGUAAAAAUUAAUUUAUAUUAUUACAAAAAUUUUAAAUAAAGAUAACAGUAUUUGAUUAUAUUUUAAAUAUUAAAUAGUACUCAAUUUACCAUAUUAAUUUUUUAAUGAGGAAUUCAAUUUACCACUUUUAUUUUAAUAUGAAGCACUCAAUUUACUUCCAAAUAAAAAUCAUGCUGAUUUUUUAAAGGCUAAUACGUAGAUUUUGAAUUGUAUGAUUUUAUUGUUCAUGAUUCUGUGCUUAUGUUUUUGAUAAUGCCAGACACUUUCUGCAUUAAAUAGUAUCUAUUUUUUUUUUUUUUGUCUUUUACUUAUUUAUAAUAAAUUAAUAACUGUAAUUAAGGUCAUUAAUUCAAUAUAAUUAUAAUAUUAUAUAAUAUAUUCUAUUAUAAACACUAAAUAAAGUUAAAAGUUGUUUUUCUUCUAUUUUCUAUAUUUAUUAAUAUCUCGUCUGACAC